Molecule: messenger RNA, 927 nt
Organism: Heterocephalus glaber (naked mole-rat)
Lineage: Eukaryota; Metazoa; Chordata; Mammalia; Rodentia; Bathyergidae
Gene: Rnaseh1
Product: ribonuclease H1
Biological process (GO): DNA replication, removal of RNA primer
Molecular function (GO): RNA-DNA hybrid ribonuclease activity; nucleic acid binding; magnesium ion binding
Source: RefSeq, marked validated
AUGCGGCGGGUAGCGCCGCUGGUUCGCAGAAUUGCUCAGGGCGCCGUGCGCUACAGCCAAGGCUGCUGCGGGAUGGGGAUGUUCUACGCGGUGCGGAGGGGCCGCAGGACCGGGGUCUUCUCGACUUGGAAGGAAUGCAGAGCACAGGUGGACCGGUUUCCUGCUGCCAGAUUUAAGAAGUUUGCCACCGAGGAUGAGGCCUGGGCCUUUGUCACAAAGUCUUCGAGCCCAGAUGGCUCAGAAGGGAAGAAAGAUACACAGGAAUCACAGGUGAAAGCCAGCAAGCGGCUCUGGGAGCCUCUGGAGGACAGUGAAGACAGAGGCACAGAGCCGAGUGCCAAGCUCUCGAAACAGAACACGGAGCCGGCCCCUCCCAUUAGCAGGAACACAUUUUCUUACAUGGGAGACUCCAUCAUAGUCUACACUGAUGGCUGCUGCUCCAGUAACGGGCGGAGGAGGGCACGAGCAGGCAUCGGCGUCUACUGGGGCCCCAGCCACCCUCUGAAUGUAGGCAUCAGACUUCCUGGGCGACAGACCAACCAGAGAGCGGAAAUCCAUGCAGCCUGCAAAGCCAUAGAGCAGGCCAGGGCCCAGAACAUCAGCAAGCUGGUGCUGUACACAGACAGCAUGUUCACCAUCAACGGGAUCACGAGCUGGGUACCGGGCUGGAAGAAGAACGGGUGGAGGACAAGCACGGGGAAGGAGGUGAUCAACAAGGAGGACUUCAUGCGGCUGGAGGGGCUCACGCGGGGCAUGGACAUCCAGUGGAUGCACAUUCCUGGCCACUCUGGAUUCACGGGCAACGAGGAGGCGGACAGGCUGGCGAGAGAAGGCGCCCGGCAGUCUGAAGAGAGCGGGGUCGCCCAGGACCCAGGACUUGGGAGCCAGGGCUGCGGGGACCUGUGGCCCCCAGUGUGUGCUGUGUGA